UUUCCCUGUUAAAAGAAGUACGCUUACACCACAUAAGUUAAACAACAAGGAAGUAGCCGACCGUCCACCAGAUUGCUGUCAAGAUGGCACCGAGUGGGCUGAAAGCGGUAGUUGGAGAAAAAAUCCUCAAUGGGGUCAUCAAAAGUGUGAAGAAGGAUGGAGAAUGGAAGGUUCUUAUUGUGGAUCACGUGAGCAUGCGAAUUCUGUCCUCAUGCUGCAAGAUGUCCGAUAUUUUGGCAGAGGGGGUUACCAUUGUGGAGGAUAUCAAUAAAAGGAGGGAACCCAUCUCUAGUUUGGAGGCCAUAUAUUUGAUUUCACCUGUUGAGAAGUCAGUCCAUGCUCUCAUUGACGACUUCAAACAUGCUGCCUUCACUUACAAAGCAGCCCACAUCUUCUUCACUGACACUUGUCCAGAUGGUCUCUUUGCAGAGAUUGGGCGAUCCAGAGUUGCCAAGGUCACUAAGACUUUGAAAGAGAUCAACGUUGCUUUCCUGCCAUAUGAGUCUCAGGUAUUCUCCCUGGAUGACCCAACCUCCUUGUACUCCUUCUACAGUUCUAAGCCAAAUGAAGGGAAAGACAAAAUGACGGAAAAUCUGGCAGAGCAGAUCGCGACCCUGUGUGACACACUUAAGGAGUUCCCUGCAGUCCGUUACCGCAAGGGACCAGAAGAGAAUGCCAGACUGGCUGAGGAGGUCUACCAGCGCCUUACUGCUCACAAAGCUGACAACCCAAGCAUGGGAGAGGGCCCAGAUAAGGAUCGAUCCCAGCUACUGAUUGUUGAUCGUGGGUAUGAUCCCAUCUCGCCUAUUCUUCAUGAGUUGACUCUGCAGGCUAUGGCCUACGACUUGCUAGAUAUCCAACAGGAUAUCUAUAGUUAUCAGACAACUGGAAUUGGGAACGCAAAGGAGAGAGAAGUGUUAUUGGACGAAGAUGAUGAGCUCUGGGUUCAGCUCAGACAUAUGCACAUUGCAGAUGUCACUAAGAAAGUGACAGAGCUUCUUCGCUCCUUCUGUGAGAGUAAGCGAAUGUGCACCGACAACGCCAACAUAAAAGAUCUCUCACAGAUGUUAAAGAAGAUGCCACAGUAUCAGAAGGAGCUAAGCAUGUACUCUACUCACUUGCACCUAGCUGAAGCUUGUAUGAAGAAAUUCAAGGCCUCUCUUGAUAAGCUUUGUGAAGUGGAACAGGACCUUGCAAUGGGAGAAAAUGCAGAAGGGGAACCUCUGAGGGAUGCCAUGAAGAGCAUUGUCCCGGUGCUCCUCAACAAUGAAAUUGGGGCCUAUGACAAAAUCCGCAUCAUACUGCUGUACAUAUUUCACAAGAAAAAAGGCAUUGGGGAGGAGAACCUUGCCAAGCUCAUCCAGCAUGCAAAUAUACAGGCUGACAGCAACAUCAUCACCAACCUGCAGAACUUGGGCUGUAACAUUAUAGCUGGGGGCCGCAAUGCUGGGAAAACGCUGCCAGAGCGGAAGGCACGCACAGAGAGCACGUAUCAGCUCUCUAGAUGGACACCCAUCAUCAAAGAUGUCAUGGAGAAUGCCAUAGAGGACAAACUGGAUAGAAAGCAGUGGCCAUUCAUCUCAGAUCCUGCUCCUAUCAAAACAAACCAGACUGCAGUCAGUGCACGUUUUGGACACUGGCACAAAAAUAAAAGUCCAACAGAAUAUCGCACUGGCCCUCGCCUUAUCAUAUUUGUGAUUGGUGGGGUGUCACACUCUGAAAUGCGCUCUGCCUAUGAAGUCACUCGAGCCACUGAUGGGAAAUGGGAGGUGCUGAUUGGGUCAUCUCAUAUCCUGACUCCAACCAGCUUCCUCAAUGACCUGAAGAGUCUGGACCAAGUUCCUAACCCUGAUUCUUAGACAAUUUGAGUCUGAACAGAGAAGAUUACACUGGAUUAAGGGGUUAGUCUUUCAUUUGAGAUGAUUGGUUGCUAACGUCUGAAGUGAAAUAUAAAGAUACAAUGUAGAUGUAGCCAUGGAAGGAAACAUUUGUGACUCUUUUAUUGUAAACUUCUCUUUUUAUGGUUUGUUGCAAAUUAGGUUCUAUAUACUGCUGUGAUUUAACUUGUAUUAAAAUAUUUAAUUAGACAUUAUUCAUAUUUUGAUUAUUUUGCUAUUUUCAUUCAAAUUCUUGUUUUUGUUACUAAAAUAUAUAUUUGAUUUACAUAAUUGUGUUGUCUAAAAAACGUUGUAAUUCCCACAAAACUGGUUCAAAAAUACUAUUCAAGCAUAAUAUAGAUGUAUUUAAAUCAGUAGAAGUAUGUAUAGUGUAUUCAUUGACAUCGUGUAUGGGAUAUCUUUUUCUUUUUUUUUCUCCAGGUACCUUUUUUUUUCUUUUUUCUGGGAAAAGUAAUCUCAGACAACAUGUCUCAACUGCUGUCUUAUGAAAUCUUGCACAUUUAACUUAAAAUGUAAUAUAUUGUUGGUAGCAAGUGUAGUGGGUGUUUGUUUCUUUUUUGUUUAAAAAUGACUAAUAAAAGGAACAUAAUAUUCACUUUUAA
Acanthopagrus latus (yellowfin seabream) is the source of this 2500-nucleotide messenger RNA. It is a transcript of the gene stxbp2, whose product is annotated as syntaxin binding protein 2. The transcript is spliced from 19 exons. Gene Ontology annotation, cellular component: secretory granule; plasma membrane. The record is from RefSeq and is a predicted model, not a curated record. The coding region runs from base 84 to 1859 and encodes 591 amino acids. Gene Ontology annotation, molecular function: syntaxin-3 binding. Lineage: Eukaryota; Metazoa; Chordata; Actinopteri; Spariformes; Sparidae. Gene Ontology annotation, biological process: intracellular protein transport; vesicle-mediated transport; neurotransmitter secretion.